GCUGUUAAUGGGCUUGAGUAAUUGCUCCUGAUAGGCAUUUGAUUACAUUAUCAAAGAGCUGGGGUCUGAAAAUAUCAGAAUCAACAUUAUUGCGCAAAGCAGUGGUGGGAAGAAGUUGUGCUGCAGUGUUUAGCUUUAGUAGUGGUGCAUGAAACGUCUGUCAACGUAGCUAGCCAGUUUGGUUGAUGUUUAAUCUUAGCAGGUUAUUUUUUGCUCUGUAAACGGCAGCAUAAAUGUACUUGUGCACGUUUCUGCACAGUCGACGCGUUCCAGUCCACUCCAUAGACUUAUUUAUGCUUGCGCACCGUAGCCGGUCAGUCGGCUAUACCGUUGGAUUAACAAAGUUAUGCAUGCUAGUUAGCUCCCUGGGCUAACUUGAAAACAUUGUAGCUUUUGAAGCGUACAAUUCACGUUACACUUAACUAACGUUACUGUUCAGCGUCAGAAAAGUUACAAUAGUGCGAAUAAACUUAUCUUGAGUACCAGGCAUAACGAAGUGAGUGCGCAAAGCGCUCUAUGAGUCGAAUGUAAACAAUGGCAGUUACAUAAUGUCUGUAAUUUAGUUGGUUAAUCUUUUAAUCUAAAGAAGACGACGUAUUUUCCAUGUUGGUGCCCUACUGAGGUCUGACGGUAAACAGAAGCCUACUUCAUGUGUUCGGUGAUGUUCUCUUGCAGAUGUGUGCUAAAUGAAGUCAAGAGAAGACGUGCUGGUCCACGGGAUAAGUGCUAACAUGUCUCUUAUCUUUUCGAGCUUUUCAUGACCCGUAUCAGGGGAAAGCCAUCUGAAAGGGACAUCAGUUCUCUCACGUACACUCUGUCCUGCUGAGUGAAGACGUUUCAUAAGACUGUGAAGCGUAUUCCUCUGGGUUGCAUAUUUGACGAGAAGCCCCUUUGUUAACCCCGAAAAGUCCUUUCGUCCACGGGAAAAUGUCCCGACAGAACUCCCUUAUGGCCGCAAUGGCCACUGUGCUUGGAGCAACACUAGGAGGCCUGGUCCUGUGGCGGAGCUUCCUCACACAGAGAAAGAGGCUGACACAGGGCCCAUCUUCAUCUGCUGCUUUGGAAACCCAACAAACGCAACCACUACAAGAGAAGAAGCUGCAGCAGCAACCACAGAAACAAAAGCAGCCGCAAGAAUCUCCCCAGUGUCCCACAGUGGAACCGGAUUCGACCCAGGUGGUGCCUCAGGGUCCGCAGCUUCCCUCACCUCCUCCGCCCUCACCUCCGCCUGCAUCGCUUGCCUCUCCGAAAUCUCUUCUGGACGUGACGCCAGCGGUGGUGAGCUCUGCUGAGGAGUGGGAGACCCUGUGGCCCUCGCUGCAGCAAGACCUGCUGGUCUACCCCGUCCUGGGGCUGGACUGUGAAUGGGUAAAGGGCAUGCGUGUGUCGGUGAAGGGCAAGCCCUCUACCGUCUCGUUGCUGCAGAUGGCCACCUACACGGGCCAGUGCGCUCUGGUGCGGCUGCAGCUCUUUCGGGAUGCCCUCCUGCCUUCAACACUGGUGGAAGUCCUGAGUGACCUGCAUGUGCUGAAGGUCGGAGUGGGCUGCUUCGAAGAUGGCAAGCGCCUGGCCCAUGACCAUGGCUUGGUGCUGCGCUGCACUGUGGACUUGCGUUUCUUGGCUCAGAGACAGAGGCAUGUAUCACUAACGAAUGGCCUGAGCCUCAAGUCACUAGCUUCAGACCUGCUCGACAUCACCCUGGACAAAUCCCUGGACCUGCGUUGUAGUGACUGGGAAGCGGACCAGCUGAGUCCAGAGCAGGUGAAAUAUGCAGCGCGUGAUGCCCAGGUAUCAGCGGCCCUCUUUUUCCACCUGCUCAGCUCUCCCACCGGCCCCACUAAGAGCUCCGCAGACCCGAGCCCAGCCCCUUCAGAGGGAGGGAGUGCCUACUCCCGGCUGGCUGCCAGAUGCCAGGGGCUGCUGGAUGUGCCCUUCCGGGGCCGCCACACGCCGGGGAGCCUGGACGGGGAGCGCAGGAGAACCAGCAGCAGCAAGAAGCUAUCUGUGGACAGCCCCGAUUCUGGGGACCAGCGCGUGCCGGACCCUCGCAAGAACAAGAGAAAACCACUGGGGGUCGGAUAUUCCGCUAGGAAGUCCCCUCUGUAUGACAACUGUUUUCUUCAUGCCCCUGAUGGUCAGCCUCUGUGCACAUGUGACAAGAAGAAGGCCAAAUGGUAUCUGGACAAAGGCAUUGGAGAGCUGCAGAGUGAGGACCCCUUCAUCGUGCGUCUGCUGUUUGAGCCGUCUGGACGUCCAGAGACUCAGCAAGACUAUUACCUCACAGCCAAACAGAACCUCUGUGUUGUGUGUGGCAAAGCAGACUCUUACAUCAGGAAGAACAUCGUUCCCCACGAGUACCGCCGCUACUUCCCGGCCGAGAUGAAGGACCACAACUGCCACGACAUCCUGCUGCUGUGCACGGCGUGCCACGCGGCGUCCUGCACCUACGACGGUCAGCUCAAGCAGCAGCUGGCGCAGGACCACGGUGCGCCGCAGGGCUGCGAGGAGGGCGUGCGCCUCCUGGAGGACUCUGAGCGCCGGCGCGUUCGCUCGGCCGCCCGGGCCUUACUCACGGCCCGCGACGGCCUCCCCCAGGCGCGCCGCACUGAGCUGCUGCUCCUCAUCGCCUCCUACAUGCAGCAGGACGGCGAACAGGUUGCCGAGGUCACGCAGGACAUGCUGCAGAAGGCGGCCGGACUGGAGACCAGGAUCUUUAACGAGGGGUACGUGCCCCACGGGCUAAAGGUGGUCGGGGCAUACGCCAAGAGCGGCCUGCGUGGCCUGAUGGAGCUGGAGCGCCUCUGGCGCCAGCACUUCCUGUCCAGCAUGAGGCCCCGCUUCCUCCCACCACUGUGGUCGGUCAGCCACAACCACGACAAGUACCUGCGCAAGUACGGCGAGGACCUGGUCAUCGAGCUGAGCACAGCGCCCGGCUCCCCGCAGCCCUCCUCGCCGCCCUCCACCCCACCCGAGGCCCAGUGACCACCCCCCUCCUCACGCCUGCGUGUGAGGCGUCCUUUCGUCUCGCCUGGUUUCCUCUCCCUCACACAUCGGUCCGAGGCGGGAGGAAUCCCACCCUCUACUGGUGCUACCUUGCGUGAGCACCUGACUUGAGGGAUAGUGAGAGAUGGACUCUACAAAAUCAGACACUAAAAUGGGAUUCCCAGGAGAGUGUGUACGGACCUCAGAAAGACUGGAAGCUGGAAGUGUUUACGGAGCACAAGUCAGAGGGCAGUAAACAGAGAAGAUGUUUGGUGUUGCUCAUAUAUAUGAUUCUUUUGAGCUAUAUGUGAAGAAAAAUCCACCUAUCAUUGUAAGUCAAGUAAGUUAUUUUAAAAAGCCAUAAGCCUGCUCUUAAAUAUAUUAUUUAACUUAAAUUAUUAAUUCCCUGUAGGCUUAUGGCCCUAAACAUUUAUAUACCUUAAACAAACAAAAAAAAAAAAAACACAUGAAUUGCACGAGAACUGCACAACAGCUC
Messenger RNA from Alosa alosa (allis shad), 3478 nucleotides. It is a transcript of the gene exd2, whose product is annotated as exonuclease 3'-5' domain containing 2. The record is from RefSeq and is a predicted model, not a curated record. The transcript is spliced from 8 exons. Gene Ontology annotation, biological process: nucleobase-containing compound metabolic process. NCBI's taxonomy places the organism in Eukaryota, Metazoa, Chordata, Actinopteri, Clupeiformes, Clupeidae. Gene Ontology annotation, cellular component: cytoplasm; nucleus. Gene Ontology annotation, molecular function: 3'-5' exonuclease activity; nucleic acid binding. The coding region runs from base 928 to 2982 and encodes 684 amino acids.